Saccostrea cuccullata (small rock oyster) is the source of this 1088-nucleotide messenger RNA. RefSeq lists its product as uncharacterized. The transcript has 5 exons. NCBI's taxonomy places the organism in Eukaryota, Metazoa, Mollusca, Bivalvia, Ostreida, Ostreidae. Bases 34 to 1020 code for a protein of 328 amino acids. The record is from RefSeq and is a predicted model, not a curated record.
CCAUUAGAAACCUUGAGGUCAAAAGCAGAUAAAAUGGACACUGAAACCAGUGAUAUAGAGGAUGCUUCAUUUGACCCUCGCCAUACCACAGACAGAGACUUCGACAUAAAAACUACAUUGCUUCAGCUGAGAAAUUUAAAGGAUAUUUUCCCAAGUACAGGUAUGAGCCAUUUGUGGAACAUCCCAGAUGAUGCCCCUGUAGCUGAGAGGGAGAUUGAGGUGGAGACAUAUGAGGAUCCAUUGGAAAUGGCAUCCAAAGCAUUGAUUUUGUCAAAUGAGAACUUGCCAAUCCCAAUUUCAAUUGACGAAGAUUUGAGCGCCUAUGUUGAAGAAAGAACUAAAGGUCAAAGAAAAUGUUCUCUUUGGACCGAACUACACAAAGGAAGAAUUACGAGUUCUCUUUUCGGAGCUGUUUUACAUGCUGGACCUAACCCACGUAGUCUUGUGGACCAAAUUAUACAUGGAUCCAGUUUACAAAGGUAUCAGACGCUUCCUCGUCCAGUCCAGUGGGGUGUGGACCAUGAGGAAGAAGCGGUCAGAGACUACCUGACACUGCAGAAUGCUGUCUCUGAUGUAACAGUGGAGGCUGCAGGGCUCACUAUUUAUCCAUCCCAUGCCUUUUUAGGUGCCAGCAGUGAUGGGUGGAUUUGUGACAAGUCUAUGCCAUUGGGGAGUCAAAGAGGGGUACUGGAGAUUAAGUGCCCGUACUCAAUCUCUAAUGAAAUAAUUGUAGAAAAAGAGGUCCAUGAGCUAGCCGGAAAAGAGGGGUUCUGUCUGGAGAAUACACCCGUAGGACCGCGUUUGAACCGUAGCCACAAGUACUAUGCUCAGAUCCAAGGAGAGAUGGCAAUAAUGGGGUGUCCUUGGGGUGAUUUUGUUGUUUGGACAGCUGCCAAGGACAGCAACUGUUUUAUAGAGAGAAUUGAUUUCGACUCAGAGUUCUGUACUCGUAUGAUGCCAAAACUAGUUGAAUUUUUUGUUCACCACAUCUUGCCUUUUUAUAAAUGUACUGAGAAUUAAUUCACUUCCUGAGCCAAUGGCUAAUGUGAGCAUUACCUAAUGAUCAAAAAGUGUUCAGCUUCUGUCAU